Messenger RNA from Phacochoerus africanus (Common warthog), 4437 nucleotides. RefSeq names its product D-glutamate cyclase (gene DGLUCY). Gene Ontology annotation, biological process: glutamate metabolic process. NCBI's taxonomy places the organism in Eukaryota, Metazoa, Chordata, Mammalia, Artiodactyla, Suidae. Gene Ontology annotation, molecular function: D-glutamate cyclase activity. The record is from RefSeq and is a predicted model, not a curated record.
ACCAAACCGCCCCCUGCUCGGCCGCCUCCUCCUUCGAGCCGCUCCGCCCACAGCCAGCAAAAUAGAGGAGCCAUUCGAGCCGCCAUCGUUUAUUGGGCAAAGGGCGCGCGCAUCUGUCAACGCCGGCUCCCAUUGGACAACCCGCUCUGAUGCUUCAGGAGCCGCCCCGCCCCGCUCCUCGAAUUGUUGUUGCUUGGCGGGGUGGCAGGAGAGGGCGGAGCGCGGCUGCUCCGAUUGGUGAGACCGGGACUCUGCCCCGCCCAUCUCCGCUGCAGCGCACGCGCAGUCGGGACCUUCCCUUCCCUGACAUUCCCAGAACGGUCACACCCCUUAUUCCCCAGCUUCAUCUGUUAGUAAACAGUGUCUAGUAGUCAGGAGGCGCUCGGGGUCUGUGAUUGGCUAUUUCUGAAAGAGGCGGGGAGGGCUGAUUGGAACUUUUGGUCCGCCAAUCACCAUGGACAGAGGAGGAGCUUGAGGAAAGCGCUUCUUAUGCACGUGUUUGCAGACUUACCUGAGGGUCCCAGGCGUGAGUCCGCAGCGGCUACAAAGGUUACAGGUUGAAUAGGAGCAUGCCACAGUUUAGACGAACCCUGCACCCCUGAGUGGUGAAGAGCCACCCUGACCUACAGCCGACUGAGAUGGCAUUUCCUUCCACAAUCAGUCCACGACCCCAAAGGCCCUUCUCAGUCCCUGAGAGUCUUUGUGCCUCUGCUGCUCACAGAGAAAUCCAGAAAAGCUGGAGCCCCCUGGAGGGUUGUGUUCCUGGCUGUUCCUGUUGCCGCUGCAGCAGCAGUGCCUCUGCUGACACAUGGGUGCCUGGGGCAGAACUUGACCAAGGAAGAAAGAGCUCCCAGCAAGGAGGUGUGGGCUAUGCCAAGAAGAGAGGGAGGCAAGAGGCCUCUUUUCCACAGGGUCACCCAUGGUGGAGGAUGUGGGGGUCACAGUGGACCUCAGCACUCAGUUCCCAGAGCCUGGUCGAUACAGACACAUGCACACCCCCAGAUGAGGGGCUCCCAAUCUAAAGCCACAUGCGUUCUGGGAACCAGCAUCUUUCCUUAGGAACCCUGCCCACCAAAGCAAGAAAACCCUCCCUCUCCUGCUCCAAAGCCAACUCAGCUCCACCUCCCCCCCCACCCCCGGGGAUGAAUGACAUCACAUUGUGGAAAUUGAUGGGGACUCUGCCGCCCCUCUGGAUGUAACCUGGGGACUCUGCUCACCCUCCUUGUAACCCACUAAUACAAUGAUGGUGGAAAUCAAUCUGCCCAACCUCGAGGUGCAGCAGGCGGGGCCGUGAAGAUGGAGGGAAUGGCUGAUGGUGUGGGUGUGUCCCUGGCAGCCACAGAACUGGAUGCCCAGGGGGCUUUCCUCCCUCCCCUCUGCCUGACCAGCUUGUUCCAAAAUGGCUCGUGACGGGGACCUCAUAGAUCAGGAAUUAGACUGGUUCUGUCCUAGCUCCGGAUGUCAGAAAGGACCACUUACUCUCUCUGGACCUCAAUAUCCUCCACCAGCAAAGCUGAGGGGGAGGGAGCCUGUUGAAUGGCAGCGCUGUCAUCCCCACCUGCUCUGCCUUCCUGUUUCAGAUGCCACUGCCUCCUGACCUGCCACCUGCCCGUGACUGUUUUGAAGCCUUCCCUCCAGGUUCCUCUGAGCAUGAGCAUCACUUCUCACCUGAGCUGAGAGCGACAGGAGUUUCUGAAGGCUGGGCAGUGUCUCCUGCCGAGGCUCUGGGGGAAACCUGUCCUAAUAGGAGCCCCUGGCAGAGAAUCCACAGGUGGCUGUGGGGUGCAUGACUCAGCCCCGAGACUGCAUCUGGUCCGUUGGUGGGACCACCCAGGUCAGCUCUCCAGGACGGCUGCGGAGAGGGAGAUCUUGGGAGAGCUGUCCAUCCCCUUCUAGAGGAGCCAGAAGUAUACCCGCUGCGGGCAGUGAUGGCCCCUCCUCCACGGUCACAUAGGGACUAUGCAAGUUUAGUCCCCAACGCUGCGUCCUCAGGUGUAACUGUGCUCAUUACUCUGGCUUCGCAGCCUUUUGGUGUUCUGCCUUCUGCCCUCUACGAGUGUGGGAGGAAAGUGGGGCCCGUGUGGACACUACCGUGUGAAGGGCUAUUGAUUUAAGGAGCGUUGAGUGUGGGAAGACAUCUAUAAAACCAGCUUGAUCCUCUGUGACUCAUUCGAGGCUGACAUGACAACCUUCGCACUCCCCCUGAAGUCCUGCCUUCCCUCUGCCGUGAGGAAUUUGAUUCUACAGAAGAAGACAAACAUCAGAAACGUAUCCAGCACAGCUGGGGAUGACCAGCCAGCCAGCGUGGUGGUCCCCCACAGGUCCCUUGCUCUGGCCUUUGGAAAGAUCUGCCAGGCCAGCAAUGGCCCUCUGCCCCUUCAGGGCCGAAGCGAGCCAGGUAAGUGGACUUUGCCCGCGCUGGGCGCCAUCCUAGGCCCCAGGACAGGCUGUCCCCAGUUCUGGAAGUAUAUGUUCGGUGCCUGCACUGGCAGUCUGACCUCAUUGAAGGACGUGGUGGCCUUCCUGCUGGGUGGCAGCUUCUCUCUGAAAGGGGCCUUGGAGAAGGCGGGGCUCUCCAGAGGAGAUGCAGCAGCUACAACCACAUGGGCGCCUGCAAGGCAGGGAAGAAGCUGUGACGUGUCAGCAGACCCGGGGACUUCGUGGCUGCCCAAAGAAAGCACAGAUGUUUUCAUCUGGGCCUUGUGCCACAUCACUGGCCUUUGCUGCCCCCUGGUGGUCAUAGUGAGGCAUGUUCCCAAGGACAAGCUGGAAAGGCUGGUGCAGGCCAGUUGCUCAAUGCGGGUGGUGCAAGGACAACCAAUUCACAUCCAUGACCCAGAACCAUUGUGCAUCAGAGAUCUUUCCAGAUCUGACUUCAGGGAGCCUGUGGUGUGUCAGCACUGGGAUGUUCCAGUGUUCUGGCCUUCUCGGCUGAUCAGACUCCAAGCUUCCCUCCUGUUGUGUGCCUUGGAGACCCUGCUGGCUUUCACCAGCUCAGGGGAUGGCGCAGUUGUGAAUGAAGGGUACAGUGGCCCUGGCCAAUGCCUCACCCCUGAGGGAACACCAGAGGCCCAUCACGUUUCCCAGGAUCCUCUGCACUACAGCCUGGCAUCAGCUUCAGCUGCUCAGAAGGUCAGCGAUCAAGAGACGAUAAUUGCCAUCGACCCAGGCAGCCAGGGCAUCUGGCACCUGCUCUGUCAAGGUGAGCUGCUGUCACUGUCCCAUGUCUGCUCAGUGAACAGGACUGACAGCCGUCCUGCCCUCACUGACUGUGAUUCUAAUGGAGUAUGCCUGGUGACUACCCUCUGGUGCACCCAUUGCCCCCUGCUGGUCUUUCCCCCAGAUGGGAGGAGCUUUCAAGAAGCCAACGUGAACGCCCCCAGCGCUGGGGCUGAUGGCUCCACCCUUGGCCCUUCCUCUCAAGGUGUUCUGAAGACACGGAUCCCAAUAUUAAUUUAAGGUGGAUCAGUGGGAGCUGGCCAGACAUUUCUAUGCAGAGAUGGGGACCCCAAGUCACCCAGGUUCGACCAUCUGGUGGCCAUCGAGCUCCCGGGAAGGGUUGUGCGUGGCAAUUACUACAAUGGGGAGAUGAAGAUCCAGCCCUUGGUGGACCCUGUGGAUAAUCCUUUCAGAUCACAGAGGAUUCCUGGAAUCUCGUCGAGUGGGGUCAGUGACAAAGGCAAUGAGCUUGGAAUGGGCAAAGUUAAGGAGGCUGCCAAGAGGCACUUAGGAAAUGAGGACAUCACCGCCUAUGACGUGCAGCUGACUUUUGGUCACUGCCGCUGCCUAAAGAAUUUAGAUAAAGGGCUUAUUCCUGAAGUAGAGCUACCAGCAGAGAGAUCCGCUAAGACCAUGGGCAGGUGGGGUGAACUGCCUUCUGCCCCUUUGAAGUCCCAGGCCCGUGCCCCCAACAGCCUCUUUGCUUUAGCGGAAGAUGGCAUUGAAGGCGUUUCUAACAGGGGAGGUUGUGCCGUGGCCUGUGUGCUAUACAUCCCGAACUCAUGUGAGGUCCACAGACGUUACCUGAGGGAGGCAAGUGGGCCCUUCAGAGCACCUGGGGAGCAGAACCAGGCUCAGGCCCUCCCGUCCAUCUUUAAGUCCCGGACCCUGAGCAGCGAGAUGGGCUUUGGGACUGAGCGGUUCUUACCUGGGGUCUCAGUUCCCAUGGCUCUCGUGAAACUGAUGCCAGACUCAAACCCACCUCCUCAGCGGGUGCUCCUCCCAGAGCCAGGCCCCGCCCAACCCCAGGGGAAGCUGGUGGCGCAUCAGUCUCUAACAGGCACCUCCUGGGGAAUUUUCCAGAGAAGAAAAAAUAUCGCGUGUGCGGCAUAUGCCGAUGGCAGGGGCGUCUCGGGCGUGCAGGUGGGCGGGCUGCCCUCUGGUGCUCGCGCCCAGGUGAUCCAGACGCUGGUGGAUGUCACCAUGGCACUAGGAUGA